Molecule: messenger RNA, 1110 nt
Organism: Sodiomyces alkalinus F11
Lineage: Eukaryota; Fungi; Ascomycota; Sordariomycetes; Glomerellales; Plectosphaerellaceae
Product: ATP-dependent Clp protease proteolytic subunit
Exons: 4
Coding region: 108-716 (202 amino acids)
Biological process (GO): protein quality control for misfolded or incompletely synthesized proteins
Cellular component (GO): endopeptidase Clp complex
Molecular function (GO): serine-type endopeptidase activity; ATPase binding; ATP-dependent peptidase activity
Source: RefSeq, a predicted model, not a curated record
AGCAUCCGACUGCUUCCAUUCCGAUGCCAUUUAUCACUGAGGUCUCGUACAGAUCACACGAGGCGAUAAUUAUAUCCCGUCCGAUGCACAUGGCUGACAAUUGAACGAUGCGCCCAGACGACAUCUUCUCCAAACUUCUCCAGGAGAGAAUUGUUUGUCUCAAUGGUGCCAUCGACGACACAGUAUCCGCGUCCAUAGUGGCACAGCUGCUAUGGCUGGAAUCUGACGGGCCGGAGAAGCCCAUCACGCUCUAUAUCAACUCCCCGGGAGGCUCAGUAUCCUCAGGGCUGGCCAUCUACGACACAAUGACAUACAUCAAGUCUCCGGUCUCGACGGUCUGCCUCGGCGCGGCGUCGUCCAUGGCAGCUCUUCUCCUGACGGGAGGAGAAGCCGGAAAGCGAUAUGCGCUCCCGCACAGCUCCGUCAUGAUCCACCAACCGCUCGGGGGGACGCAAGGCCAGGCCUCCGACAUCCUCAUCUACGCCAACCAAAUACAGAGAGUCCGGGCGAAGAUCAACAAGAUCAUGCAGUACCACCUUAACAAGUCUGUCGGCCACGAAAGGUACGACAUUGAUCAGGUUAACGACAUGAUGGAGAGGGACAAGUACUUAUCGGCAGAGGAGGCUAAGGAGAUUGGGGUUAUCGAUGAGAUCCUGACCCGGAGGACAGAGAAGGAUGAGAAGGAGAAGGACGAUGCGCAUAAAACACGACCAUAGGGAAGGGGCCUAUUUCCUACAUAGGGGAUAAAUCACAAUUGAAUGUCGAAGCACCUUCGAACUUUCAUAUACGAACGAAAUAGAAAUGGUCUGCACUUGAUGGGGUUAGCAGAGUUGCCCUCUUGUUCUCUUGUCCUCACCAAAGCCGUUCUCACCGAGGGCGUUCAGCGGGGACCAGAGCUCCCACCGCGACACACCGACACGACCAAUCAUGAAGCUCCUAUUUCAAUGCGGGGGGACUUUUUUGGGGGGUCGAGGACGUGGUGGGGCCAUAGUGUGGGCAUAGUCCCUAUAUGUGGGCAUGGGUCCCACACAAGGGUACUAGACCCACAGCAUAGCUUAUAUACGCGGGUCAGGUGACGGGUUUACACACUAUAUCUUUAGCUAGCCAUAU